Molecule: messenger RNA, 2190 nt
Organism: Durio zibethinus
Lineage: Eukaryota; Viridiplantae; Streptophyta; Magnoliopsida; Malvales; Malvaceae
Product: protein ARV 1-like
Biological process (GO): regulation of plasma membrane sterol distribution; intracellular sterol transport; sphingolipid metabolic process
Cellular component (GO): cortical endoplasmic reticulum; Golgi apparatus
Source: RefSeq, a predicted model, not a curated record
AAGAAAGAAAAAAAAGGUCCUUGAAAUUGAAGUUCCCCACGCCCUAUAAAGAGAGUUACAAAUAGGUUAGGUUUGAUAGGCAUAAUAAUUGAUGAUAAGAAAGAAACAACAUGUGCGAGGAGCGAAGAUGAUGAAGAGAAAGAAUAUCAGAGCCAUGGGAAAAAAAAAAAGAAAAAAAAGAUCGGUGGCUUCUUUCAUUUCUGAUUUCACUGCUAAGUUUUUCCUCCUAUUUUCUUUUCUUUUCGGCAGCUUAAACCUUUUUUAUCCACUUUAUUUUGAGGUUGUUGCAGGAGGCCUGAAAUGUCGACCAAACUCUCUUUUGGGUGUUGAACUUGAAUAUAUGGGACCAUAUAGGCUAAAAAUUGUUGUUUAUGUGCAUUAAAUGACAUAUCUAAGUUUGAUAAUAAUAUCUACCUUGAUUUCUCAUUAAUUAGAAGAAGAAAACAAAUAUGAGUUGGAGGAAGUGAGUGAGUUUGAUGGGAUUCUCAAGAGCUAAUUUGAUGUCUCAUCUCUUCUAGCUAGCCUCCCUUAAUUUUACACCCACUAAAUGGGUAUUUAGAAAAAGAAUAGUACUACUACUACUACUAGUUUUAAUUUUUAAUCUAGAGGCUAUUCCAGUUCCAUUGCUCUAUACAUAUCUGUAAGAUGUGUAACCUACUAUAUAUAAGCUUGUUCAUUUAAAGAGAAAUCUGCCUGUUCUGGAUAGAGGAAAUAUCACAGAGUUCAAUGUAUACUUUUAGCCGGUAAUAUAUAUGUUCAAUUUGUUAAAUGAAAUCGUUAUGUCACACUUUAGAAAAACUCAGUUUCAUCCAUUCUUAAAAUUCAAAAAAGACUGUUAGUACCUUCCUCUUGUGCAUUAAAAAGUGUAAUUUUUUACUAUUAAUCAGAUCUUUCGACAAUGAAUAGAAAAAUGGGGGAAAAAACAUAAUGGGUCAGAUCCAAAACAUUGUUCUUCGUAGCAUAUGUUUGAAAAAUGGAAGUGGAGGAAAUAAAAAGCUCAAUAAGUUUGAAAAAUGAAAGUGAUUUUGAUGUUUUAUUUCGACCAUAAAAUUUCAUGGAAAAUCUAACCCUAAAAUAUAAAAAACCAUACGACGGGUAUGAGAAUUUGUUUGCAAGUAAAAUGGAUAGCCCAUUGUUCGGCCACAAAAACUAGAUAGCCAUGACGAAUGUAAGCAUGGCCCAAAGCAUUGGGCUUUCCCUAGAUAAAUUCAUGACCCAAACAAAAUAAUGGGUCAGAUCAGGAGCCUGUUCAAACCGAUUAUUCCCAAACGGAACAAAUUUCAGUUCCCAUCUCUCUGAUUCGUAUUCGCCUCUGCAAAUUUGCAGUUGAAAUCCAGCCUUUUCACCGUCAAGUCUAUUGUAGCGAAAAAACCCAUAAAAAAAAGUUUAGCUUUCUUUCUUGUUCUGGUUAAUGGAAUACCGGUGUGUCCAGUGCGGGUUUCUGGUCAAAAGCCUAUUCGUUCAAUACUCUCCGGGAAACAUUCGAUUGAUGAAAUGCGAGAAUUGUAAAGCAGUUGCUGAUGAGUAUAUUGAAUGUGAGCUCAUGAUUGUUUUGAUUGAUUUAAUCUUGCACAAGCCGAAAGCAUACAGGCAUCUAAUUUACAAUGUGCUCAGCCAACAAAGUGUCCAUUUUCAGGGUCUAUUGUGGAAGUCAUUAUUUGGUUUUCUUGUUAUGGAUGCUUACAGAAGUUUGUUUGUCAAAAGACCUGAGGAAGAAUGGGGCAUGUCCAUGAGCAUUUUUUCAUUUUUUUGGAUAUAUCGAAAGAUGUUGGUGGACGUAAUUCUUGGAAACUUUUUGUUUCUAUGUUCUUUUCUUCUUGCAAUCAGGAACGUGCUGAAGACAUCAGCUCGAUUCACUAGGUUCAGAGAUCUGUUGCUUGCUGUUCUAAUUUCAAGUUACUUCAAGAUUUUUCUCGCUGCCACGAUGGUCUGGGAAUUUCCACCUUCAGUGAUUUACAUCAUUGAUUUAUUUGUUUUAUCAUCUAAUACAGUGGCAUUAAAAGUGAUAACGGAGUCCACUGUGAAUCGAUGUGUAGGGGCCUGCUUGAUUGCGCAUGCUGUAAAAUUUUGUACAACACAGGUUUUUUACUUUAUUGGUGCUUGAUGGAUGUGUGGAUGUAAACAUCGAGUGCUCAAAUUCCUGGUCUAGAGAUUGAUACUCUUUCACCAUUACUUGGACCUAAAAAUCAA